Molecule: messenger RNA, 1710 nt
Organism: Mixia osmundae IAM 14324
Lineage: Eukaryota; Fungi; Basidiomycota; Mixiomycetes; Mixiales; Mixiaceae
Exons: 2
Coding region: 1-1710 (569 amino acids)
Source: RefSeq, a predicted model, not a curated record
AUGGCCGGCUCGCCCAUAACGCGACGAGCGUCCUGCGACCAGUCAUGUUCUGUUCAAGAAGGAGCUCACGCGCAUCGAGCGCUUAGAUCCAGACAGUCUUCGGGCAAGAUGAGCAAGAUGACCAGUCUCCCCAAUGGUCGCAAGUAUAGACCGACGUCGAUGAGCAGCGCCGAGCUCGGACAUCCGCUGUCAAGCAAGCAAGCCUUCCAGCCUGCUAUAUCUGCGGUGCCGGAAGUCAGCCGACAGAGCUCGUCCACGGGCAGGAGGCGUGCUUGGGCAGGCCGACUCGCGGUCGUCGGCUGCUGUGGCUUCUUGCUCUUGUCAGCAGGUCGUACAUUGCUCAGUCGGCGCAUGAAUAUGCUGCCUGACAUUGAGCAGAAUGUCAUUGCACGAGUCGCCGGCUUUCAUUCGAAUCCCCACCAUAUGUUGCGGGUGGAUGAUCUGCUCAGGCCGGUCCACAACACACAUACACAGACGAACGCGCUCGACCUGAAUGCCGAGCUAGGCUCGACAUUAGACACAAAUGCCGAGGCCAGCGAAAGUGCGACUCACGACGCGCUCGAAGACAGCAGCGGCACGAGCGUCAGCUGGGUGGCCGAAACGAGUAUCCAGCCUCUUGCUCGCGCACUGCAUGGCACAUCCGCCAUUUUUUUCCCCGGCAAGUGGGGGUUCAGCAAUCACGUUUAUAUCGCCAUGAAGGCAGGUUAUCUAGGCGUGCGAACGAACAGAAGCGUCAUCCUCACGGAUCCUUAUGGCCCCUUGUCAUUUUCGAGCAUCUUUGAUCAUCAGGGCGCGUCCCGUCUGGCGGGCGGCAUGCCUUCUUACGACCUUCACAAUGUCACUGAAGAGAGGGUGGAAGUAGGUUGUCUGACGACAGGCACCGACACAGAUUUGGACGAGCGCAAUUUACACAUCCAGACCUGGCCGAUGCCAGAAUUCGGCGGUUACAGCGGGGACAGCUACGAAGCUGUUGAGCAAGUGAGCUUGAUGCCCGUCGCGCUAGAGAGCUUCAUCAGCAACGCAACAGAGCUCCAUAGUCGAUAUACCACUCGCGUGCGACCGCAGGCCGACGUGCUCUGCGUCUAUCCGGCCUUCGGACUGCAUGAGCAAGAAUAUGAGAGCAUUUACGGCCACAAGUUCGACGGAGAGAUCAUGAUGCUCACCGAUCCAGCCUGGCAGGAUUGGGGCCGCUAUCUGUUCUUCUCUGCCGAGAUCGAGCGACUGGCUGAUCUUGUCAUCGAGAGCGUUCUGUCGACUGUGAGUGCUCGCUUCGUGUCGGUACACAUCCGCAGGGGCGACUUUUGCAGGCCACGAUUUCAUAGGGCGAAUUGCGAUAUGCCUCACUCUCAGUCCCUAGACCUUUACGCAAAAGCAUUGAACGAAUUCUCAAAUGCCGAGGCUUGUGAUGCGAUGCAAGCCGUCACAGACGUACUCCUCCUGACAGACGAGCGCGAUCCGGACUUUUCGGCAGAGGCCAGGAAGAGAGGCUGGCACACCGUCGACACUCUGAGCGUUGUCGAUCGAUAUCUCUUACCGGAAUGGCGCUCAAAGGGCGCAAGCCCUUCGUUCAUUGCAGGCAUCGUGGCUGGCGCAGUCAUGGCGCGGAGUCAGGCAUUCGUGGGAACGGCAAGAAGCAGCAUGUCAGCUCUUGCACGACUCCGCGUCGAGACUUGGCAAGGCGGCUGUACAGCUCUCGUGGUACCCAAUUAG